Molecule: messenger RNA, 3659 nt
Organism: Cuscuta campestris
Lineage: Eukaryota; Viridiplantae; Streptophyta; Magnoliopsida; Solanales; Convolvulaceae
Source: the annotation of a GenBank genome assembly
AAGACCUUUCAGUGAACUGGAAACCAAGGAACGGACUAACGAAGGGCAACUUCACUCAUUCACUUAUAAAUUAAUCCCAGGAAGGGGGUAGUUACUGGUGAGCUAUGGAGUUUGAGGUGCGAGUGGUAGGGGGAAUUGAGAGCUGCUUCGUUUCACUUCCUCUUCCACUGAUUCAAACCCUUCAGUCCCGUUACCUCCCUCCGAUUCUCGCAAUCGAACUCCGCUCCUCCGAGGGACGCCUCUGGCACGUGUCCUGGUGCGGCUCCGUUUCCUCUUCCCCUUCAUCCAUUGAGAUUGCUCGCCAAUAUGCGGGGUGUAUCGGAUUGAGUGAUGGCAUGGGGGUCCGGGUGCGGGUGGUGAGCAACUUGCCCAAGGCUACACUGGUGACCAUAGAGCCACUUACGGAGGACGAUUGGGAGAUUCUGGAACUUAAUUCGGAGCUUGCUGAAAAUGCUAUUCUGAAGCAGGUUGGAAUCGUUCACGAAGAUAUGAGAUUUCCAUUGUGGUUGCAUGGACAAACCGUUGUCAUGUUUCUUGUCACGUCAACCUUUCCACAAGAACCAGUAGUCCAACUUGUACCCGGAACAGAAGUUGCAGUUGCUCCGAAAACUCGUAGAACUUCAUCAAUCCAGCCUCCUGAGCCGGAACAUGCAAUGACUAAAGUAUUACUUCGCGUUCAGGAUUCAGACAGUAGAUUCAUCUGUAAGCACGAUGUUAAUGGUGUCAAUGUGGAUAUCUUGUUUACUUCUGGAAUUUUCAUCCAUCCGGAAACAGCCAAAAAUUAUUCAUUGAGUUCUCUUCAAUUUGUGGUGAUAUCUCCUCGAGUACUCUCCAAAAAGAGCAACAAGAAUCCACAUUCUAAAACGAGUGCAACCGAAAAAGAAUCCAACAAUGGAAAUCUUUCCAAUGAAAAGGGUUUCCAUGAAGUUCUUUUUCGUAUAUUGUUGUCCGAGUCUGUGGCAAAAGGACAUGUAAUGCUAUCUCAGUCGCUCCGCCUCUAUUUGGGUGCAGGACUUCACUCAUGGGUAUAUUUGAAAAGGUGCAAAAUUAUAAUUAAAAAAGACAUCCCUCUUGUUUCAAUUGCUCCUUCCCAUUUCAAAAUUUUUAAAAAAGAUGACGUUGACAAGAGCAGUCUAGAUAUUGUAAACAACCACGAGAACCAUUUACAAAAAGAUGAGCUACGGAGAAGCAGUUCCAAUGCUGAAAUGGGUAUCAGGGACUGGUCAAUGCACGAGAAGAUUGUUAAAGUUUUUUCUUCUUUAACCUCCUUUGCUGGAGCGGAAGAAACAACUACUACAAUUGGAAAAACAAAUACUGAAAAUGGCUUUGUAAGUGGUAUAUCUACUCUUUUACGUGCAUGGUGCUUUGCUCAGCUCAAUACUGUUGCUUCAAAUGCAGCAGAUGUCAGUUCACUGGUUAUUGGAAGCAAAUCGUUACUUCAUCUAAAAGUAAAAAACCACAAUUUACCAAGACAUGGAAUGGUGCACACACUUGGUGACAAGUUUCCCAGAUGCAGAAAUUCAGCUGACGAAACGUCAGUUGAUCUCUUCUAUGUCUUGUCUCUUUCGGAGGAUUCUGUGCAUGGUGAAGACAUCAAUGCAUAUGAACUUGCAUUUGAGAAAGGUGGUCGGGACAACUAUAGCUCAAGAAGCUUAGAUAUGUUGCUGGGAAAGCUUAAAUUGGAUGAUAAUCUAUCCUUUCAUGCUGCCAAUGAGAUUUCUCCUCAAAACAUACAGAGUGCUUCAAUUACUUCAUUAGAUUGGAUGGGUGCAGCUCCUGUUGAUGUAAUUUAUAGGUUGAGAACUUUAUUAUCACAUGCUUCUGGGAUGUUACUUAGUAGUUAUAAUCUUCCAUUGCCUGGGCAUAUCCUAAUCUAUGGACCUCCAGGUUCUGGGAAAACAUUAUUGGCCAAAUUCUCGGCAAAAUCUAUGGAAGGAUGUCUAGAUAUUCUGGCACAUAUAGUUUUCAUAUCUUGUUCUAAACUUGUUUUGGAGAAACCUUCAACAAUCCGUCUAUCACUUUCCAACUACAUUUCUGAAGCUUUAGUUCAUGCGCCAUCUGUCGUCAUCUUGGAUGAUUUUGAUAGCAUCAUUGCACCUUCCUCGGACAUGGAGAGAUCUCAACAUUCAUCCUCUUCUGCAGCGCUAAUUGAGUUUCUUGCUGAUAUAUUAGAUGAAUAUGAGGAAAAUUGCAGGAAGAUCUGUGGAAUUGGUCCCAUAGCAUUUAUUGCUACAGCACAAUCGCUGGCUAACUUUCCACAGAUCUUGAGCUCUUCAGGGAGAUUUGAUUUUCAUGUCAAGCUGCAUGUGCCUGCUGCUGCUGAACGUUCUGCUAUACUAAAACAUGAGAUCAAGAAGAGAUCCUUACAGUGCUCUGAUGACCUUUGUUUGGAUAUAGCAUCCAAAUGUGAUGGAUAUGAUGCUUAUGAUCUGGAAAUAUUGGUUGACAGAUCAGUGCAUGCUGCCAUUGGUCGUUUACUGUCUGAUGAAUUAGCCUCUGGAGAAGAUGCAAAACAUACUUUGGUUAGGGGUGAUUUUGUGCAAGCAAUGCAAAAUUUCCUUCCAGUGGCUAUGCGCGACAUCACUAAACCAGCCACUGAAGGCGGUCGCUCUGGUUGGGAGGAUGUUGGAGGUCUUAAUGACAUUCAAAAUGCUAUUAAAGAGAUGAUUGAGCUACCUUCGAAGUUUCCAAAUCUCUUUGCACAUGCUCCACUAAGAAUGCGAUCCAAUAUUCUCUUAUAUGGCCCCCCUGGUUGUGGCAAAACACAUAUUGUUGGUGCCACUGCUGCAGCCUGUUCACUACGGUUCAUCUCUGUGAAAGGGCCUGAGUUGCUUAACAAAUAUAUUGGUGCUUCUGAACAAGCUGUCAGAGAUAUUUUCAGUAAGGCGGCAGCAGCAUCCCCAUGCAUUCUCUUCUUUGAUGAAUUUGAUUCGAUCGCUCCAAAGAGAGGGCAUGAUAACACUGGAGUGACAGAUAGAGUGGUCAAUCAAUUUCUGACAGAGUUAGAUGGUGUUGAAGUUUUGACCGGUGUGUUUGUUUUUGCGGCUACUAGUCGACCGGAUUUGCUGGAUGCUGCACUUCUACGACCCGGUAGACUAGACCGACUCUUAUUUUGUGAUUUCCCAUCACCAGGGGAAAGGUUGGAUAUUCUUAGAGUCCUUUCUAGAAAGCUGCCAAUGGCCAGCGAUGUAGACUUGGAAGCCAUAGCUUAUAUGACUGAAGGCUUCAGUGGAGCUGACCUUCAAGCGCUUCUUUCAGAUACACAGCUUGAAGCAGUUCACGCGCUUCUGGAAAGCGAAGAUGGCGGCGUAAUUGGAAUGGCACCUGUUAUCACAGAUGUUCUUUUGAAAUCAGUUGCGGCUAAGGCUAAACCAUCAGUACCAGAGGCUGAGAAGCAGAGGCUGUAUGAUAUUUAUAACCAGUUUCUUGAUUCAAAAAGAUCUGCUGCUGCACAGUCGAGAGAUGGAAAAGGCAAAAGAGCAACCCUAGCGUAGUCGACAGAGCCAUGUUAUGUAUUUUUCGCUUGAUCGAUCCAAAGCCGGAUUUCUUAUCAAUUCAAGUGUUUUUUUUUUACAAACAAACAUAGUUUUACGAAUAUAUACUCUCAAUUUGUUAUGCUCAAUUUGAUGAGAUUAAUAAAAUAAAAUUAUGUUGAAAUU